CUCACGUGUCCCGUCAGUUUCGAUUCUGCGCGAAAGCUUCAAACUUUCCCCGCAUCUGAAAGGGAAGCCGAAGGCCCGAAAACCCCAAUCUGAGGCCUCAAUCGAAAUCAAAUACAAACAAUAAAUCAAGUUCGAUUUUUUAAACUAGGAAUUUGGAAGAUAAUUAGAUAACAACACCCUUUUUCUUCUUUUUUGUUUGAAAUUCUGAAAACUUUGGAAAGAGAUGACGGAAGACGGUGGCUCUAGGGUUUCUUCCGAUGACGCCACUAUAAGCAAUGAUGCUUCAAAGACACGAAAAAGGAAAAAGAGAAAGUGGGAUCAGCCUGCAGAGGCUUUUGUUUCGGCUGGAUUUGCUGUCCCAUUUAGCAACAUUGGAACUCUUGCUGCAAGUGGUAUAGCUGUUACACCAUUCUUUCAACAGCAUGCUGCUCCAGUGGUAUCAAAACAAAAUCAAACUAAAAUCCAGGAUGAAUUAGUGAUUGCUAGAGAAAUUGUAAUAAAUGAUGCGGAAUCUUCUGUUCGGCACAAGCUUACAAAGCGCCAGACACAGGAAGAGAUUCAAAGGUGCACUGGUGCUGUGGUGAUAACUAGAGGCAAGUAUCAACCACCAAUUGCUCCGCCUGAUGGUGAAAAGCCUCUCUAUCUUCAUAUAUCUGCCACCACUCAUUUAAAAGAGACAGCAGAGCGAAUUGUAGCUGUAGAUCGUGCAGCUGCCAUGGUUGAAGAACUGUUGAAACAUGGUCAGAGCUCGCAGGCAGGUACUUCCCCUUUUAAGGAAGCUGUGAUGAAAGGUGUGAAGGCAUUUAGCACGUGUAUAUUUGGGCUUUGAUGCAGACCCCUCACUGAAUGUUGCCAUAAGUAUUCGUGGACCAAAU
Messenger RNA from Hibiscus syriacus, 875 nucleotides. RefSeq names its product protein RIK-like. Gene Ontology annotation, molecular function: RNA binding. Gene Ontology annotation, cellular component: nucleus. Bases 224 to 829 code for a protein of 201 amino acids. The record is from RefSeq and is a predicted model, not a curated record. The transcript is spliced from 7 exons. NCBI's taxonomy places the organism in Eukaryota, Viridiplantae, Streptophyta, Magnoliopsida, Malvales, Malvaceae.